Molecule: messenger RNA, 1362 nt
Organism: Lacerta agilis (Sand lizard)
Lineage: Eukaryota; Metazoa; Chordata; Lepidosauria; Squamata; Lacertidae
Gene: PSTK
Product: phosphoseryl-tRNA kinase
Exons: 6
Coding region: 9-1085 (358 amino acids)
Molecular function (GO): kinase activity; tRNA binding
Source: RefSeq, a predicted model, not a curated record
GGGGCCCCAUGGCGAAAGAGGUACGGCGCGCCGGAGGCCACCAGCUGGGGCUGUGCUUGCUUUGCGGUUUACCUGCCGCGGGUAAAACGACGGCGGCGCAGGCUCUGAGCCGGGUCCUGAGGGAGCGCAAAGGGUGGCGCUGCGUUCCCCUCGCUUACGACGACCUCAUACCUCCGGAAGCGUUCGACCAAUCAAAGGAGAGCUCGGGACAGCGCGGGCAGCAGGCGUUGAUGUCACAUUGGAGAUUGUACCGUCAUGAGUUAUUGCUGUAUCUUGAACAUUUCCUUCAGAAUUUUAUUAAAGGAUGCCAUUAUUCUCCUCCUCCAAACAGAACUGAAACAACAUGGAAAAGGUUUGCCUGCUAUCUGAAAGAACAAGAAUUAAUAUAUCCAAGAACAGGAACUGAAGACUCUGCAUCUUGUCAAUAUUUAAUAGAUUUUACCCCUCUCAGACCAACAUAUUUUAUUUUAGAUGACAACUUUUAUUAUCGGAGUAUGAGAUAUGAAGUGUACCAGUUAGCUCGCCAGUAUACACUGGGCUUCUGUCAGUUGUUCCUAGAUUGUCAGGCUGAUGUUUGUUUAGAGAGAAACAGUCGGAGAAAACAACCAUUACCUGAAGAAACCAUCCAUGCAAUGGUGCAGAAAAUGGAAGUUCCAAAUCCAGAGAAAUACGCCUGGGAGCAGAACAGCCUCGUUCUGAAGACUACAGAAUGUUCAGUAGAAGAUAAUCUUCAAGUGCUUGAUUUGCUAUCUACUGCUUUGGAAAAUCCAGUGAAACCCCUGGAAGAGAAUACAGAAGUAAAGGAAAUGGAUCGAGCUAUUUGUGCAGCCAGUGUUCUUCAUCAAGCAGACCAGGCUGUCAGGCGAGCUGUCUCCCAGACCAUGAAGACAGCUAAAGAUAAUAACCUUACCCCAAAGGAGAUGAAGAGCUUGGCAGAUGAACUAAAUAUGCUGAAAAUGGAAUUUUUGGAAGAUUUGAGGCACAGAGAAAAUGAGAAAAAUUACCAAUUGGAUAUAAAUGUAACCUCUUUAUUCAGCCAACAGGCAGAUGGCAUUGUUAAGAAAUAUUUAAGUGAGAAGUAUUAGCAUUUUGAUUCAUUCAGUGAAGCGGAUAUAAUGCAGUAGCAUGUGGGUUUGGCAAGAACACUAGAUAUUGCCACCUGAAGCAGAUCUGAUGUCUCAUUGGAAAAAAACUGGGCCAAUUCCCUCACUCUCUGUUCGGACUGACUACGAAAAAUACCAAUUGUACCAAGAAGCUUCAGGAUCCAUAGGGAGAAGAAAGAUACAGUGAGAUCUACCCUCUGAAAUAUUUUACUGUUUGCUAUAAUUUGAAAUAUGUAUGAGUUAAUGAUCCUGGCUGCAG